Molecule: messenger RNA, 3793 nt
Organism: Lingula anatina
Lineage: Eukaryota; Metazoa; Brachiopoda; Lingulata; Lingulida; Lingulidae
Product: alpha-mannosidase 2
Biological process (GO): protein deglycosylation; mannose metabolic process; N-glycan processing
Cellular component (GO): Golgi membrane
Molecular function (GO): carbohydrate binding; alpha-mannosidase activity
Source: RefSeq, a predicted model, not a curated record
CCUAUAAGGUGUGGAUUAUUUUAAGUAUGAGCACAUUAAACCUCAGGUGUGGGGAUAGAGGAGCAAGUCAGGUCACAGUUAGGUUCUGUCUUUUCCAAUGAGAUGAAAUAUCUACCAACUGAGAAGUAUUAAAGAAGCUAUGGUAUAAGUGCAUAUUUAAGGACCAAUUAAGUAGAUAUCAUCAUGUGAGAAAGAAAUCGCAGGCACACAGAGUAACUAUUUCCACCCAGUCCACCUUUUACCAAGAAAGGAAAAAAAGUACAGCAUGAAUCAAGGAGUAAGGAAAACUCUAUGACCGGUUUCCAUCUUGAUCAAACAAAGAUGUUCAAAAUGAAGUUUUUCAUCAGAAUUGGAACUGGUAUAGUGUUUGUGACUCUGAUUUUGAUAUUUUACCUGUAUUUUGGUAGAGAGGAAAGACUUCAACCACCAGAGAUGCAAAAGAACCCAGAUCUAAAACCUCCGUCCAAGACGGUCACCAAAACUCGUAAAACUGCCCUUUGGCCCCACAGUAUAAGAAAUUUGCAUGUUAUAAAAAGUCAAGAAGAGUGCACUUUUGCUGAGAAAAAACCUGCCAGAACAGACUUUACUUCAAUUGGAAUUUAUGAAGACAUUAAAAGUUUCACAUAUGUCUUUGAAGAUCAAGAUGUUAUGUCCAAAAUCAAAGAAAAAUUCCCAGAUUCAUAUACUGAACCCUUGAAGGUAAUUUUCAUACCACAUUCACACAAUGACCCAGGAUGGCUGGACACAAUAGAAGGAUACUUUUCACACAACACCCGAAAAAUUCUGAAUUAUAUGGUAGUGAAGCUUAAAGAAUAUCCGGAAUUCAGAUUUGUUUGGUCAGAAACGGUGUUUCUUGCAAUGUGGUGGAGUGAAAUUGGGGAAGGCAUGAAAGAAGAUGUCAGAGAUUUAAUCAAAGAAGGGCGUCUUGAAAUUUUGAAUGGUGGUUGGGUGGUGCCUGAUGAAGCUACAACAACCUACUUUGCCUAUGUUGACCAACUGAUAGAAGGACAUCAGUGGUUGGAACAGAACAUUGGCGUGAAGCCAAACAAUACCUGGGCCAUUGAUCCGUUUGGGUACUCAGCCACCAUGCCUUAUAUUCAUAAAAAUACUGGUUUUCAAAACAUGGCAAUCAUGAGGAUUAAUGCCAAUGUGAAAUCCUACCUGAGAGAUAAGCAAGGAUUAGAGUUUCAGUGGAGACAACAGUGGGAUGCAAAUGGGGAACAUGAUAUUUUCACUCAUGUUUUUCCUUAUCAGCUCUACAGCAUCAAACAUUCGUGUGGACCAAAUGUGUACACUUGCCUCAUAUUUGACUUCAGGAACAUACCUGGAGAAUUCAGCGAAGUCAAGGUUAAUCCUCUGACGGAUGAAACCAUAGAAGAGAAAGCGAAACUUGCAGUUAGCCAGUAUAGAAUGAAAUCCCAACAUUAUCGCCAUAAUGUCAUCUUUGUGCCAAUAGGGGAUGAUUUCAGAUACAACCAUCUUGUGGAAUGGGACCAGCAAUAUCAAAAUUAUAAAAAAUUGAUUGAUUUUGUGAAUUCAAAAGAAAACUGGAAUGUCAAGAUGCAAUUUGGAACCCUUAAUGAUUACUUUGAAGCCUUGAGGAAUUCAAAGAACUCAGAAAUUCAGAUACCAGAAACUUUUCCUUCCUUCUCUGGUGACUUCUAUAGCUACACUGACAGAAAUAAUGAAUACUGGACUGGUUACUUUACGAGCAGACCCUAUGACAAAGUUUUAUCAAGAAAACUGGAAUCGUCUUUGAGGGCUGCUGAAAUUUUGAACACCCUAGCAGUAAUGUACGCAGCACAGAAUACUGUGCAGUUUGAUACGCUAAAUGACAAUCUCAGAUAUCUCGUCAAUGCUCGUCAGUUGCUGGGCCUCUUUCAACACCAUGAUGCUAUCACGGGGACAGAAAGAGCAGCUGUUGUGGUGGAUUAUGAAUUCAGGUUGUCACAGGCUUUGUCUGACACAGAAGUCGCCAUGUUGAACUCUGCUUUAUUCCUUUUGAGCCAAGGGGAUGUUGGAAUUCACAGCAAACUGCCUCUGAGUUUUGCAGAGUUUAGGGAUUUCACAUCAGAAUUGCAUUUAGAAACAACUAUUCCCAACCCACUGGAUAAACUAUCCAUAUUGCCAGUUUCUGAAAGUAAAUCUCAAGUAGUUGUCUACAAUUCUCUCCCACAAAGACGACAAGAAGUUUUAAGACUUGUUGUUAACCAAAGACAUGUCAUAGUGAAAAAUUCAAAGGGAGUAACAAUUCCCAGUCAGAUUAACCCACAUUGGAUUAAUCUGUCCGUCUACAGCAAUGACAGAUUUGAAUUAGUCUUUGUUGUGGACAUCCAGCCCUUAGGCAUGGAAAUAUAUACAGUAGCUAGUCAGGAAGAAGAGGGGAAGUAUUUGACCAACGCAGUUGUGAAACUUUAUAAUUUCAAAGAGAGAAACAACUGGAAAUCUAAUAAGGAUGGGGUUUUUGAUGUAGAGUAUAUGGAUAGAGAUGUUAGUAAGAAUAUUACUUUUGAAAAUGACCGUAUUUGUGCAAACUUUAAAGCAGCAACUGGAAUGCUUCAAGGUAUCACGCUGAAUGCGGUUGCUACAGAAUUUGUGAUCGAUGUAGGAUUUUUAGCAUAUACAUCACAAGGAAGUGGUGCAUAUAUAUUUCUUCCAGCUUGGAAAAAUGCCGAGCCAUUGUUUAAAGGGACAGUGCCAGUUCGGGUCAUUAGAGGACCCAUUGUUUCUGAAAUACAUGUUGUGCAUGAUGUAGUUAUACAUGUUGUUAGAGUAUACCAUGACCAAAUUUUAGCCAGCAGAGGUUUAGAAAUAGUGAACAAAGUAGAUAUCAAACGUCUAGAUGAUAGAGAAAUCAUUAUGCGAUUUUCUACUGAAAUCCAGAAUAAUGAAAAAAUUGUCUAUUCAGAUUUGAAUGGAUUCCAGAUGAUUCAGCGAAAGUUCUUCCAGAAGUUACCUGCCGGUGCUAACUAUUACCCAAUGACUAGCAUUGCUUAUAUUGAAGAUGACCAGUAUAGACUCUCCCUCCUCUCAGGGCAGUCUCAAGGGGUUGCUGCUAGUCAAUAUGCUGGCCGCCUGGAAGUCAUGCUGGACAGGAAACUUCACUAUGAUGAUGCCAGGGGCAUGGGCGAAGGCUUAAAUGAUAAUAAACCUACUCAAAGUAGGUUCUUUCUCCUUUUAGAAACUGCUGGAGAUAUUGCCAAGCGCAGUCAGCAGAAUAGCUUGUCAUAUCCAUCUUUGAUUAGUCAUUCCAUUUCAGAGGUCCUGAAUAACAGGUUGUAUAUGUUUGUAGUCAAUAACAAUGAGGCAGCUAACAUUGCAGUUCAUCAGUUUGUUCCUCUGUCCAAGUCAUUUCCAUGUGAUGUUUCUCUUGUGAACCUACGUAGCUUGGUCACUGUCGAGCGGAAUUUCAAUGGCACUGCUGUCUUACUUAAAAGAAAAGGGUUCGAAUGCAGAUACCCAGAAGAUGGGCUAAGUUGUACAACUUCUAGUGGACAGAUUUCUCUUAAAAAGAUAUUUAAAUUUUGGAAGCCUGUCGAGUUUAGAGAAGUGACUCUAUCAUACAUGCAUUCUAAGUCUGAGCUAAGUUAUCAGCAGGACAUCCAUAUAGAGCCAAUGGAACUGAAGGCUUAUUUUGUAAAGCAUCAGUGAGGUAUUAGCAGAGGCCAGUUUCACAAAUAAAUUUAAGUCUGAAAAUUAGCCUAGUCUUUUACACCCCGUUUCCAUAGAUUUUUAGAUCGAUCUAUCCCUGUGGGGAGUCUCACUAGAUUACUGUCAGCUUGGCCGGCUUAAG